This is a messenger RNA of Rhagoletis zephyria (snowberry fruit fly), 2022 nucleotides long. Its product is annotated as SH3 domain binding glutamate rich protein Sh3beta. The record is from RefSeq and is a predicted model, not a curated record. NCBI's taxonomy places the organism in Eukaryota, Metazoa, Arthropoda, Insecta, Diptera, Tephritidae.
CGAUGCCAGAAUCGAUUUUUUUGUACCUCUGCCCGGAAAGAAAAGUCAUAAAUCAGAGAAGUCCAAUAAGAAAAAAGCUUGUAAAAAUAGCACAAAGUCAAUAUUUAUUCGAGUGAAAUAAAAUAAAAUUAAACGAGUUCCAAUAACUAUACACGACAAACAAAAGCUGGUAGUAGUUUUAUUGCUUACGCAUUAAAAAUAGGUAUCGAAGGUGAACAAGCAAGUAGAGACAGAGUCGCAGUUGAGAUUUUAGAAACGACAAAGAAAGAAGUGAACUACGAUUGAAAGUUAUCUAAAAAAAUAUUUGCAAUAAAUUUAGCUGCUGAACGAAUUUAAACUCGUAAAAAUGGUGUUGAAGGUGUACGUUAGCGGAAUGUCCGGUAACAAGGAAGUGAAGAAACGCCAACAGCGUGUUUUGAUGAUCCUUGACAGUAAAAAUAUCAAGUACGACGUAGUGGACAUCACUGAGCCAGGAAAAGAAAGCGAAAAGGAAUUAAUGCAGACGAAGUCGACGAGCAAUGGAGCGACAGUUAGCGACACUGAUCCGCGCCACCCACUGCCACCGCAAAUAUUCAACGAAGAAGAAUACUGUGGUGACUAUGAUGCAUUUGACUUGGCCAAUGAGAUAGAUACGUUGGAACAGUUCUUGAAAUUGGCACCAGCCGACACGACAGCUGUUUCUAGUGCACAAAUAGAGCUAAAACAGGAAAACGGUGAAGUCAAAGUAGCAACAAAAGCAGAAGAUGAUGAGAACAAGGAAAAUAAAGAGACUGUUGAGGAGAAAAAGGAUGGCGCAGAGGCUGAGAAAGCUGCUGAUGACAACGAAGCAACUGCCAGCACUGGGGAGGCAGCAAACGGCGAUAACGCGAAUGCUGAGAAAGAGCAAAACGAAGAAGAUAAGAGAGAUGACGAAACAGGCGAAAACGACUCGGAGAGCAGAAAGGAUGAAGGCGAAGCGAAGGAAAACGAUAAUGAACAGGCGAAGACCAGUGAUGAGGCCUCAAAGCGGAAAGAAGACGAAGAAGUCUCGAAUGAGACGGAAGAAACAGAAAAGAAAUCUGAUGGAGAAGAAAAUGUAAAUGAAGAAACAGAAAGUGAAGAUGUGAAACCUGAAACGGAAGAAAUUAAAGAUAAAUCUGAUGAAAAGCCUGAAGAAAAAGUCGCUAAAGAAAGUGAUAAAGGCGAUGCGGCGAAGAGCGAAAAUGAUCCGGAAGAGAACCAAACGGAAGGAAAUGCGAAAACUGCAGAAAUUGCGGUUGAAGAGGGAAAUAGUGCCGAUAAGGAAGAAAAUGAUGAAGAUGAGUCCAAUACUUCAGAAGUAGACAACAAUGAAACUGAAACAGAUAAAGAAGAAGUGAAAGACGAGCCAAAUAAAGUAGAAAACAGCGAGAACUCGAAACAUGUUAACAAUGGAACAGAAAGGCAAGCCCCUGUUGCGGAAAACGAUGCGAGUACAGAUGAAAAGGAUACAAACGAAGAAAAUUUAAAGGAAGCUACAGAAGAUCGAGGAAAGGAAACCAAAGCGGUUGAAGACAGCGAAGCGGAAGACAAAGGGAAAAAGCAGGAAGAAAUAGGAAAUGUAGAUAAUAUUGAAGAAGAUGAAAAUGAGAGUGGAGAAGAUGAAGAUAGUAAAAGUGAAAACGAAAAAGAUAAGAAAGCAGAAAAUUUAGAUCUAGCGAAAGAAGAUGAAAAGGAAGUUGAAACAACAGACACAAUAGAAGCUGAUAAAACUGCAGAAAAGAAAUCGGAAUCUAUCCUUGAUGACGAAAAGGAAACUGAAACGAGCGAAGAAGACCCACAAAAAGAAUAAGUCGAAUGAUUAAUAUGUAUUUACAAUAAUAGAAUUCGUCGAGCGGCAGACUGUUUAGCACAUCGUUAACUUAAUUUAAUGCUUCAUUUCCAUUCACAGUUUCUUCCGAGUACCGCAUCCAAACCCUCACUGCUUAUCCUCGUUCAGCAGCAAAAUGUGUAGAUCCCAACAAGAGGUUGCGGUAUUCUUCUGGAGGAUGUCUUAAUUGAGAG